AUGACUGCGGCGGCUGAAGUACAGGCUUUGUUGCGAUUCUUGACCAAAGAUGCCCGCAUUCCAUUGGCGGAAGCCAUGCCGAAGAUCCACGCUCUUCGAAAACAGCAGCUCAACACGCCCGAGAACAUCUCCAAGGCCGACGAGACUGACCUCCAAUCGAUCUUUGCUGACGAGAAGGUGCUGAAGCAGGUGAUCAACGCGGCCAAGCGUGUGUCUAAUCCCAAAAAACGAGCAGCGGCUCAGUCGAACUCUCCGUCCUCGAAGCGUGCGAGAGCAGACCAAGAUCCGCUUGAUGAUGAGGAUUCUCUUGCACUACCCCAGACAGAGAUAUCCAUUGCUGAGCUAGAGGAUAUCACGAUCGAGACGAACCGCGCACCACUUUUCCUGGCCUUUACCAUCGCCGUCCUUGCAUAUACACACCCCGAGCAGCCUCUUUCGAGUCGUUGGAGCUUGGCGCAGGCUGUGGUGAGCGCAGGUGCGCAGAGCAAAGCCAAAUAUCUCGGGUUAACAACUGGACCGACUGCGGAAGAAGAUGGCUGGGCCCAGGGCCAACCUAAAGUCAAGAUAAUGGGACGCGAGGUGGCUGUGAUGCGGAGACACGUGGCGGUGCCCGAUCAAGAUGAGCUAUCGAUGCCCAGCAGUGCGUUCUGGGGACUUGACCUCGAGGCGCUUCGCAAGUCUAAUGGACCUUUGAUUGCUGGUAAGGACAUCAAGAGCUCUGCUGGGCCUCCUAUACACAAACCUCUUUCACCUCGAAACUACCUCCUCAAAUCCAUGAUGGUUGUCGAGUCCAGCACCGCAGAACCCGCAAAGGACCCCAACGAGAAGAAGCCAGCCCGAAAGAAGCAAACCCCAAGAGAUAUGGCAAGUAAGAGAGAGGAAGCUGCUGCUAUGACUAUCAAAGCGAUCGACACAGUUUGCAAGAGUUGGGCAUCCACUUUGAGCCCGCAAGAGCUUGACCAGAGAGCACAGGUCUGGUACACGCGUGUUCGACCGGAUGUUGAGCAGGGCCAGGCCGGCUGGGGUCAGCGGGGUCGAGUGCGCCUGGCCGACAUCCUCGCUCUGAGAAAGGGAUAG
Messenger RNA from Fonsecaea erecta, 1077 nucleotides. RefSeq lists its product as hypothetical. The record is from RefSeq and is a predicted model, not a curated record. NCBI's taxonomy places the organism in Eukaryota, Fungi, Ascomycota, Eurotiomycetes, Chaetothyriales, Herpotrichiellaceae. The transcript has a single exon. The coding region runs from base 1 to 1077 and encodes 358 amino acids.